Molecule: messenger RNA, 21525 nt
Organism: Podarcis lilfordi (Lilford's wall lizard)
Lineage: Eukaryota; Metazoa; Chordata; Lepidosauria; Squamata; Lacertidae
Source: the annotation of a GenBank genome assembly
AUGGUGGGGAACCUCAUCAUCAUCCCCGUUGGUAUCACCUUCUUCAAGGAUGAGACCACGGCCCCCUGGAUCGUGUUCAACGUAGUGUCGGACACCUUCUUCCUCAUGGACCUGGUGAUGAAUUUCCGGACGGGGAUAGUCAUUGAGGACAACACGGAGAUCAUCCUGGACCCUGAACGCAUCAAGAAGAAGUACCUGAAGACAUGGUUCGUGGUGGACUUGGUCUCCUCCAUCCCUGUGGAUUAUAUUUUCCUCAUCGUGGAGAAGGGCAUCGACUCGGAGGUCUACAAGACCGCCCGGGCUCUGCGCAUCGUCCGCUUCACUAAGAUCCUCAGCCUUUUGCGGCUGCUUCGCCUUUCGAGGCUUAUCCGUUACAUUCACCAAUGGGAGGAGGUAAGAUUGUUUAUUCAUUUGCAGCCUUCCUUAACCCACUGGUUUUCCCCAGAUUUUGCUGGACUACAGCUCCCUUCAGCAGCAGUGGUCAAGGAUGAUAGGAGUUGUGGUCCUGUAGUCUUUCAGCACCAUGGAGAGCUCUGAGCUUGGGGUAGUUGUUUCCCUGAAGCACAGAGAGCUUCCAAAUAGGUGGGGAGCUGUGCUGGUCCCAGGAGGGGGGGUGUUACUGCGAGGCGUGGUCAGAGUCCGGUCCUGCGUCGAGGGUCUGGAGACUAUCCACCAAGGGCAAAGCGGAGUCCAAAGCAAGAAGCCGGGUGUGGACGGGAACUCCGGAAGAACAGGUCUGGGUGCUGGCAGAAACAGGUUUCCAACAACGUUGCUCCCACAACCUGGGCCUGGGCUGAAGCCUUUAUCUCCUCUGAGGCCAGGGGCGGUCCCGGCCCACAGGUGACCCGCCUCUCCUGGCUUUAAGGCGAGCACUCCUCCUGAGAGAACUUAGUUCCCUCCGCCUCUCUGCCCUGAGCCUCUGCAGCUCAUGUGAGGCUGGAGGGUUACUGGACCCAGAGGCAGCCUCACCUUCCCCUGACACGGCUGGGAGAGGAGCACCUGCAGGCAAUGGGUCCUCAAUCACCCCCGGAGCCAGAGUGGAUUCAUCUGGUGUCUGCUCCUGAGGAUCUGGCACAGGUGCGGGCCCUUCAGAUUCAAGGCCCUGGCCCGGCUCAGCCGGCCCUGGAGGCCGGGACUCCUGUGCAGGCUGGGAUUCCUCCGGUUCAGCCUUUGAAUCAGAUUCCCAGGCCAUCACAGGAGCUCAGGCAAGUCAUGCAGUACCAUGGAGAGCUCUGAAGUGGCCAUUCAGUGUUAUAAAGGAAUUUGAGGUUGUGUUUCAAUACCAUGGAGAGCUCCAAGAGCUCAUUCAGCGCAAUGGAAUUUCAGGUGGUCUUUCAGUACCAUGGAGAGCACCAAGUGGUCGUUCAGGACCACGGAGAGCUCCACAAUUGUCUUUCCGUGCUGUUGCUCCCCAUUUGUGGAAUCCUUUCCCCAGGAAGGCUCGCCUGGUGCCUUCAUUAACAUAUCAUUAACAUUAGGCUCCAGGCAUAAAUGUUUCUCUAUAACCAGGCCUUGGGCUGGUUAACAUCCUAUGGCCUUUGAAACGUGUUUGUCGUAGGGGGUUGUUGGUCUGGUUUUUUUUUGUUCUGGGACCCAAAAUUUGGAUUGAGCCCAGAACAAACCAGGGGCUGGCUUUUGGGCCAAGGUUUUCUCCAGAGUUACAAAUCCAGAUGGGAUUAAACUGGCCCCUGGCAACCUCUGCCUGUCCUCUCUUCCACGACCUAAGCUAGAUGGAGGCUAUGAUGAUGGGGGAGAACCUUGAGAUCCUUGGAGGAAAAUGGAGAUGUACAUGAAAAACACAAGAAACAUACAUUUUUAAUAGAUAGUGGUUAAAGACAUAUGGUUGAAUAAAUGGAGACAGCCUGGUCUUCCCACUUUUCAGGAAGAAAUGUCAGAUGUGGAAGAUUGACGGUCCUCAGAAGGAUAUUGCAGAGCUGGAGAGGGUUCAGAAAUGGGCGAUCCAAAUUAUCAGGAAAUAACCCACACGCCUCCCUCUGAUGAGGAAGGGGUACAACAUCUGGGAUUUUUUAGUUUAGGGGGGAAAUCAGCAAGGGGGGAUGUGAUAGAGGUUUGGAAAAUAAAUGCAUGCCAUGCAGAAAGGAUAGGGACACGGGUGGUGCUGUGGGUUAAACCACAGAGCCUAGGACUUGCGAAUCAGAAGGUUGGCGGUUUGAAUCCCCGCAAUGACGGAGUGAGCUCCCACUUCUUGGUCCCUGCUCCUGCCAACCUAGCAGUUUGAAAGCAUGUCAAAGUGCAAGUAGAUAAAUAGGUACUGCUCUGGCAGGAAGGUAAACGGCGUUUCCGUGCGCUGCUCUGGUUCGCCAGAAGUGGCUUAGUCCUGCUGGCCACAUGACCCGGAAGCUGUACGCCGGCUCCCUCGGCCAGUAAAGCGAGAUGAGCGCCGCAACCCUAGAGUCGGCCACAACUGGACCUAAUGGUCAGGGGUCCCUUCACCUUUACCUAUGCAGAAAGGAAAGGGGAAGAGUUUUUUCUCCUCUCACAGUUUAGGGAAGUUUUUAAUGUUUGAUGUUUUAUUGUGUUUUUAAUAUUCUGUUGGGAGCCGCCCAGAGUGGCUGGGGAAACCUGGACAGAUGGGCGGGGUAUUUUUGUGUGUGUGUAAAUAAAAUCAUCAUCAUCACCACCACAACACUAGAACUUGGAGCAAUCCAAGUAGUGUUAGAAACUAAGAUAAUAUAAGCUAGGAGCCAAAUGGCUCCUUAAUUCAAGGUUGCAGCUGCCAAAACAGAAUGCCUUGUUGCCAUUUUGGGGCAAGACAGCUCUAAAGCCUUUUUUAUUGAUUGAUUGAUGGGCUGUGAUUGAUUCGCAGUGAAAUAUCUGGCUAGUUCAGUUGACAACUUUGAGCUGAGUUAAGAGCUUUGAGAACUUAAAGAAGAAAAGUCCCUUGAUCCAGGGUCAAGUCCACAUAAUUAUUAACCUGUCCCUACUUCUUUUUCUUAAUGGUGACACGGAUCAUUCAUAACUUAAGAAUAUUCUUCACAACCGUCUUCCGUUGUCUUCUGUGUACAGUGGAUGUUGUGUGGGAAUAUGUUGUUGUUGUUGUUUAGUCAUUUAGUGGUGUCCGCCUCUUCGUGACCCCCUGGACCAGAGCACACCUUCUGCAGUUUGGUCAAGCUCAUGCUGGUAGCUUCGAGAACACUGUCCCACCAUCUCGUCCUCCGUCGUCCCCUUCUCCUUGUGCCCUCCAUCUUUCCCAACAUCAGGGUCUUUUCCAGGGAGUCUUCUCUUCUCAAGAGGUGGCCAAAGUACUGGAGCCUCAGCUUCAGGAUCUGUCCUUCCAGUGAGCACUCAGGGCUGAUUUCCUUCAGAAUGGAUAGGUUUGAUCUUCUUGCAGUCCAUGGGACCCUCAAGAGUCUCAUCCAGCACCAUAAUUCAAAAGCAUCAAUUCUUCGGCGACCAGCCUUCUUUAUGGUCCAGCUUUCACUUCCAUACAUCACUACUGCGAAAACCAGAGCUUUAACUAUGCAGACCUUUGUUGGCAAGGUGAUGUCUCUACUUUUUAAGAUGCUGUCUAGGUUUGUCAUUGCUUUUCUCCCAAGAAGCAGGCAUCUUUUAAUUUUGCGGCUGCCGUCACCAUCUGCAGUGAUCAUGGAGCCCAAGAAAGUAAAAUCUCUCACUGCCUCCAUUUCUGUGUGGGAAUAUACUUGCCGUGAAAGGCUUUUCUAAUUUGUGGGUUGGGAAGGAAAAAAAAACCUCAAUCUCUUUCUGACCUGGAGGCAAAUUUAGUCCUCUGUCCAUGGUGCUAAAGCCACACUCCUAAGCGGUUUCUGCAAGUCUAUGAUUUUCUCCCUCGAUUUGACACUUCGUCGCUCAUUAACAGGGAGAGAUCCUCAGUUUUACCACCUUAAAUGACGAUGAGCGACAACGAGGAACAAGACACGGGCAGCUCAGAUCCUAACUGAGCAAAUUCUGCAAUAGGAAGCCGGGACCGGUAUAAACAAGGAGAAAAAUAAAGGGCUUCAGUUUGGCAUAUGCAGCUACUUACUUGAAAGUAAAUGAUGCUGAACAGAGUGUGAUGUACUUGGAAACUUAUAAUUCUAGGGUUGGAAGGGAUCUUGAGGGACAUCUCUGCCCCUGCAAGGCAGGAAUCUCGACUAAGCUUCGUAGAGAACAUGUUAUUAGCAGCGUGAGUGUGUAUAGCAGCCCAGGAUACAGUCAUGCCUCGCGUUACAGACGCUUUAGGUUGCGUUUUUUUCGAGUUACAGACUGCUGAAAGCCGGAAGUACUGGAAUGGGUUACUUCCGGGUUUCGGCGGUUGCGCAUGCACAGAAGUGCUCAAUCGCGCUUUGCGCAUGCGCAGAAGCCGCUACAGACGUUCAGCUUCCAAAAAUACCAUGCUUUUCAGUGUAUAAGACUAUGCUUUUUUACUCUAAAAUAAACCACAGAGCCUAGGACUUGCCGAUCAGAAGGUCGGCGGUUCGAAUCCCCGCAAUGGGGUGAGCUCCCCUUUUUCAGUCCCUGCUCCUGCCCACCUAGCAGUUCAAAAGCACAUCAAAGUGCAAGUAGAUAAAUAGGUACCAUUCUGGCGGGAAGGUAAACAGCGUUUCCGUGCGCUGCUCUGGUUCGCCAGAAGUGGCUUAGUUCUGCUGGCCACAUGACCCGGAAGCUGUACGCCGGCUCCCUCGGCCAGUAAAGCAAGAUGAGCGCCGCAACCCCAGAGUCGUCCGCGACUGGACCUAACGGUCAGGGGUACCUUUACCUUUUUGAUGUUCAAAAUCUGGGCUCGUCUUAUACAUGGAUAGUACAGUGGUACCUCAGGUUACAGACGCUUCAGGUUACAGACUCCGCUAACCCAAAAAUAGUACCUCGGGUUAAGAACUUUGCUUCAGGCUGAGAACAGAAAGCGUGCUACGGCAGCGGGAGGCCCCAUUAGCUAAAGUGGUACCUCAGGUUAAGAACAGUUUCAGGUUAAGAACGGACCUCCGGAACAAAUUAAGUUCUUAACCCAAGGUACCACUGUAUCUCCCCCCCCCACUUUUCUUAAAUCGGAGCCCCCCAAAAUAGGAGGCGUCUUAUAUAUGGGGGGGCGUCUUAUAGACGGAAGAUACAGUAGUUUGCAAACUGGAGCAGUCACUUCCGGGUUUCAAUCGUUUGGGAGCGGAUUUGUUCGGGAGCCGAGACAUUUGAGAUCCAAGAUAGUUGCAUUUGGUAGGGUAGGGCGCAUGGCAGAUGAGUUUAUGGAGCCGGGGGGGGGGGUGAGUUUAUGGAGCCACUGGCCUGGAGCGGGACAAGGCAGGACCCCAAAGGUGGACGCUGCCUCGUGUCCACGCUUUUGCCCUGUCCUUCUGUGUCUCCCAGAGAAACUGCAGCUUGCUCUCCAUCUCCAUGUCGUAAUUUCUGCCGGGAGGGAAGCAUCUGUGCAUCGGCUGCGAGCUUCCACAUGCCGGCUCCCCCCUCCUCGACGCAGGCCAUGCGUCGCAGAGAGGCCCUUGUCUCUCCCCUGACCCCAGCUGUAAUUACCCGCUAGAUUGAAUGUUGGAACAAUUAAUACGUCCUCGUCAAACGACGAGCCUUUUGUGAUUGCGUUUCCUCCGCACAGAGAGAGAGAGAGCUAUUUCCACGCUGCCUCGAGCCUGCGAUCAAAAUGGCAGCGUUGGUGGUCCACAGGGCAGGUGGGGGAGAGCCCCAUCCCCCCGCUGCAAAUGAUUGCGGUCGCCGGUUCGAAUCCUGCCUUAACUACUUCCGGGAAGCGGGAGCUGUUUUAUUAGGCCGCACCUGUGAUGUCUGCAAAACCCUGGGUUCAAUUUCUGGCACGUCUACAGUGGUACCUCUGGUUACGUACUUAACUCGUUCCGGAGGUCCGUUCUUAACCUGAAACUGUUCUUAACCUGAAGCACCACUUUAGCUAAUGGGGCCUCCCACUGCCGCCGCACGAUUUCUGUUCUCAUCCUGAAGCAAAGUUCUUAACCCAAGGUACUAUUUCUGGGUUAGCAGAGUCUGUAACCUGAAGCGUAUGUAACCUGAAGUGUAUGUAACCCGAGGUACCACUGUACUUAGUAAGAGUUGGAAUACCAGAGGGCCUCCUUUCUCGAUCAACCUUCCUGCUCAGUUGCUUAGCGAUAUUUCCAACCUGUCUUUAAGCACCAACUGUUUAGCGCUUCUGCGCAUGCGUGAACGCCAAAACCCGGAAGUAACCCGUUCCGUUACUUCCGGGUUUCAGCGGGUCUGUACAUCUUCCAAAUAUUUGAAGACAGCAAUCCAGUCACCUCUCAGCCUUUUAUAUGUACAGUGGUACCUCGGGUUACAGACGCUUCAGGUUACAGACUCCGCUAACCCAGAAAUAUUACCUCGAGUUGAGAACUUUGCUUCAGGAUGAGAACAGAAAUCGUGCUCCGGCGGCAGCAGCGGGAGGCCCCAUGAGCUAAAGUGGUGCUUCAGGUUAAGAACAGUUUCAGGUUAAGAACGGACCUCCGGAACGAAUUAAGCACUUAACCUGAGGUACCACUGUAUUUAGCUUUCUGUGUUUUUUUGUGUUGUUUUAAUUUGCGUAAGCCUGCUUCGAGCCCCAGUCUGAGGGGGGGGGGCGCCGCAGGAUAUAAAUAUAAUGAUAACUUUAAUAAUUGUUCCUUUUGCUUUUGAGAGUGAAGCAUCGAGAGGAGUCUGCAGACCCGUUUUCUGUUUUAAAUUUAAUGUAAAAUAAAGAACGAAACGGAAAAUCAAUGGACUGGCCAGCUUGUUCUGUUUUAUACGAGUCUUUGUAGUGGCUCUUAAGACCAUUUUAGUCUGGUGAGCUUUUCAAAGAAACAGAACGAAACUUCAGAACUUUAACAGUAAUUGCACCUCCCUGUGUUCAAUCUGCUGAUAUAUAUAUAUAUAUCGCCCAGUUUAGUGUUAUUUCUCUAGAACUGGCCUUUAAUCUGUCUCGAUUGAGAUACUUGUCUUCCAAACUGGCUUAUCACAGAAAUGUGGGGUGUAGAUCAUAGAAUCGUAGAAUCUUAGAGUUGGAAGGGAUCCAGCGGUCAUCUAGUCCAACCCCCUGUGAUGCAGGAAUCUUGGCUAAAGCAUUCCUGACAGAUGCCCACCCAACCUCCGCUUAAAAUCCCCCAAGGAAGGAGAGUCCGCCAUCUCUUGUGGGAGUCUGUUCCACUGCCGAACAGCUCUUACUGUCAGAAAGUUUUUCCAACUGUUUAGUCGGAAUCUUCCUUUCUUGUCACUUGAAGCCACGGGUUCGAGUCCUCCCCUCCAGAGCAGGAGAAAAUAAGCGUGCUCCCUCUUCCGUGUGACAGCCCUUCAGAUAUUUGAAGAUGGCUCUCAUAUCUCCUCUUUUCCAAGAUAAACAUACCCAGCUCCUUCGACCGUUCCUCAUCAGGCUUGGUUUCCAGACCCUAGAUCAUCUCGGUCUCCCUCCUCUGCCCACCUUCCAGCUUGUCAACAUCCUUCUUAAAUUGUGGUGCCCAGAAUUGGACACAGCAUUCCAGGUGUGGUCAGUGUAUUCCAGGCAGAAUAGAGUGGGACUAUGACUUCCCUGGGACACGGGUGGUGCUGUGGAUUAAACCACAGAGCCUAGGAAUAGGUCAGCGGUUCGAAUCCCCACAACGGGGUGAGCUCCCAUUGUUCUGUACCAGCUCCUGCCAACCUAGCAGUUCGAAAGCACCUCAAAGUGCAAGUAGAUAAAUAGGUACCGCUCCGGCGGGAAGGUAAAUGGCGUUUCCGUGUGCUGCUUUGGUUCGCCAGAAGCGGCUUAGUCCUGCUGGCCACAUACCCGGAAGCUGUACGCCAGCUCCCUCGGCCAGUAAAGCGAGAUGAGCGCCGCAACCCCAGAGUCGGCCAUGACUGGACCUAAUGGUCAGGGGUCCCUUUACAUUUACUUUAUGACUUCCCUUGAUCUGGACACUAGAUUCCUGUUUGAUGCAGCCUGCAAUAGCAUUAGCCUUUUUUGCUGCUGCAUCACACGGCGGGCUCAUGUUCAGCUUGUGGUCCACCAAGACCCCUAGAUCCUUUUCACAUGUACUGCUAGCAAGCCAGGUGUCCCCCAUCCUGGUUCUUCCUGCCUAAGUGCAGAACCUUACAUUUGUCCCUGCUGAAAUUCAUUUUCUGAGUCUGGGCCCAGUUCUCCGGUCCAUUACAGUCCUGAAAUAAUAUAUGCGUUUCCCUUUCAGAUCUUCCACAUGACCUACGACCUGGCCAGCGCCGUCAUGAGGAUCAUCAACCUCAUUGGAAUGAUGCUUCUCCUGUGUCACUGGGAUGGCUGUCUUCAGUUCCUGGUUCCCAUGCUCCAAGAUUUCCCCAGCGACUGCUGGGUCUCCAUCAAUGGGAUGGUGGUGAGUCCGGUUGCCUCGACAUCUCCCCCCUCUUGGCUCUUGCUACCGGGAGCCGGCCUCAAUAAUAAUAAUAAUAAUAAUAAUAAUAAUUUAUUAUUUAUACCCCUGAGUUUCCCCAGCCACUCUGGGCGGCUUCCAAUCAAGUGUUAAAAACAAUACAGCGUUAAAUAUUAAAAACUUCCCUAAACAGGGCUGCCUUCAGAUGUCUUUUAAAGAGAAGAUAGCUGCUUAUUUCCUUGACAUCUGAAGGGAGGGCGUUCCACAGGGCGGGCGCCACUACCGAGAAGGCCCUCUGCCUGGUUCCCUGUAACCUCACUUCUCGCAGGGAGGGAACCACCAGAAGGCCCUCGGUGCUGGACCUCAGUGUCCGGGCAGAACAAUGGGGGUGGAGACGCUCCUUCAGGUAUACUGGGCCAUUUAGGGCUUUCAAGGUCAGCACCAACACUUUGAAUUGUGCUCGGAAACGUACUGGGAGCCAAUGCAGAUCUCUCAGGACCGGUGUUAUGUGGUCCUGCUCCGUCGCUUCCGGGUUGCCACGGAGCGCAACUCAAACACGCUCAUCCCGAAGCACAUUCAACCCGAGAUAUGACUGUACAUAAAUUUGGCACUGGUUGAGUUAGUACAGUGGACGCUCAGGUUGCGAACGUGAUCCGUGUGGGAUGCACAUUCGCGACCCGCCUCCGUGCACGCGCGGGUUGCGAUUCGACGCUUCUGUGCAAAGCUCGAUUUAGCGCUUCUGCACAUGUGCGACUGUUGAAACCCGGAAGUAACCCGUUCCGGUACUUCCAGGUUUCGGCAGUGCGCAACCGGAAAAACCGCAACCUGAAGCGGCUGUAACCCGAGGUAUGACUGUAAUAGCGAAAACACAGACCUGUCAGACAGGAGCACUGGCUGCCUGCUUCCUCCUGUGUCUCAGUCUCAGUCAGUUUUAUUGCUCAUAGUCAAAGGCUGCCGCAAUGUACACAGAAUUAUUUGGCAAUUAAAAGAAAAUAUACUGAAUUAAUAAAAAAGACUUAAAACAUUUAUAUUAUCAAAACAUUACGUACUCUAAACAGAGCUAUAAAGGUACCCCAAUGUACAAAUCAAGACAUUAAACAAUAAAAUUCGUAAGCUAAAAUCAUCACAUGGUCACUAAUGUUAAAAGCAAUGUCAAUUAAUACAGUGUGCAAUUUAUAAAGAGUUUGGUGACAAAGAUAAAGCAUAGCCUGAGGUAGAUAGAUAGGAUCAAAUAAAUUCAUCUCCUUUACAGUUAAUGGCUACCUUGGCUAUAUAAUUUGCUCUACUUUUCCUAGCAGCAGUUGCAUAAAGUGCUACACGCCAGGUCACAUACUUAUCUGUGUCUGCGAGGAGAUAUAAAAUCAUGUCCGAGGGGUUCUGGCCAGGGGACCUUGUCAUUAUAGGUACUAAAAAUCUUUUUCUUGCAUCAUUAUAUAAGGGACAGUGCAAGAUAUAAUGCAUAAGGUCCUUUACUUCAGCACAUCCCCUAAUGCAGACACGUUCGUUUUUUGGUAUGCCUCUGUGUCUCCCAUCUCUAUAAGCAGAGCUUAUUGUAUUUAGUCGUAACUCUGUAAAAGCUUUCUGAAGUUGUGCAAAAGUCAAUUCAUUAAAAUAAGUGUACAUUCUCGGCCUUUUGGCUAAGAUCAAGUGUAGCUUCCUCCUGUGACCUGCCUCUCUCUCUGUUCCAGAACGACUCCUGGAGCGAACUCUACUCUUUCGCUCUCUUCAAGUCAAUGAGCCACAUGUUGUGCAUUGGUUACGGCCGCCAAGCCCCGGAGAGCAUGACCGACAUCUGGCUGACCAUGCUGAGCAUGAUCGUGGGAGCAACGUGCUAUGCCAUGUUCAUUGGCCACGCCACAGCCCUCAUCCAGUCUCUCGAUUCCUCCCGGCGCCAGUAUCAAGAGAAGGUAUAUAUUGGGCAGGGAAGGCGAGGUUGCGCAAAGACGCCUGGUCCGUUGGGUGGCGUUUCCGCGGCUGAGACAGGCCAACCAGCGGCUCGGAUCCCAUUUAAUAAUAAUAAUAAUAAUAAUUUAUUAUUUAUACCCUGCCCAUCUGGCUGGGUUUCCCCAGCCACUCUGGGCGGAUUCCAACAAAACACUAAAAUACAAUAACCUAUUAAACACUAAAAGCUUCCCUAAACAGGGCUGCCUUCAGAUGUCUUCUAAAAGUUUGGUAGUUCUUUUUCUCUUUGACAUCUGGUGGGAGGGCGUUCCAGAGGGCGGGUGCCACCACCGAGAAGGCCCUCUGCCUGGUUCCCUGUAACUUGGCUUCUCGCAGGGAGGGAACUGCCAGAAGGCCCUCUGCGCUGGACCUCAGUGUCCAGGCAGAACGAUGGAGGUGGAGACGCUCCUUCAGCGUCUUGUCCCAGCGUUUCCUUGUCCCAGGGAGAGCACGAGUGUGACAAACCUCAUACGUUCCUGCUCUUUCGCAUUUAUUCCUACGGCGGUAGAUUGCUCCUGAAUGUGGAAGCUCCAUCUAGCUGGGAACAAGGAAAGCAGAAACAGAGCCCUGCGGUCAUUUCCAUUACAACCUCUCCUUUUUCCCACUGCCCUGAGACACAGAAGAUAUGAUUUUAUUUAAUCUAUCGAUAUGUAUGUCAAUAUAUAGGGAGCAAUAAGGUCUCCUAUUUACCGUAUUUUUCGCUCUAUAAGACGCACCAGACCACAAGACGCACCUAGUUUUUGGAGGAGGAAAACAAGAAAAAAAAAUAUUCUGAAUCUCAGAAGCCAGAACAGCAAGAGGGAUCGCUGUGCAGUGAAAGCAGCAAUCCCUCUUGCUGUUCUGGCUUCUGGGAUAGCUGUGCAGCCUGCAUUCGCUCCGUAAGACGCGCACACAUUUCCCCUUACUUUUUAGGAGGGAAAAAGUGAGUCUUAUAGAGCAAAAAAUACGGUAAUUUUUCCUUCAGAACCAAGAGUCUUUUAAGAUCUCAAUCUUCUUUUCUUUUGAUCAGAUUUUUUUGUUGAGAUUUUCCCAUAAUAACAGUAAAAUUGCAGCUGUGUGGGGGGGAGGGAAGAAGGAAAGAAAGGAACAAUAGAAAUAAAGGGAAGAAAGAGAGAGAAAUGGAAAAAUAAAUGCAGCAAUAAAUGAAAAAAUAUUUCCACAUGGUGUUUACGUGAAAGAACACAGGAUUGCAGUAUUAAAAACCUCCGACCCAUGCGAACAUCCGUCUUCUCUGCUUUCUGUUAAAGAAUAAUUAUUUUCAAUUGGGGAAUCUUUCCUUUCCUUUCCCUGUGAAAAUCUUUAAAGGAUAGACGACAGCUUGGUUUUAGAGCCGACGGCUGGAGGCUGUUUUGACCAGCCCUCUUCCUGUCUCCUGAAGCAAAAGGCUCUUUUUCUGACAACCUUGUUGGGUCCUCAGAGGCACCCCCACCACCAACCCCCCCCCCCGCUUCGACUGAGUGAUCUCCGGAUGCGACUGCCAACUGUCUUCUGACAGCCAUGGCCUCGUGGGGUUGGCGAUUGGUGCAAGAUGCAGAAAGCAAAGAGAAUUCACUCUUGCCAACGCCUUGGCAUUCGUGCUAGGCAAAUCUGUAGGGCAAAUCUCACCUUCUUAGGCUUUUUAGGUCAAGUGGUUUUUCAGGCCGUGGUGAAGAUCUCUAGCUUUCUAUCUUUCACAAGAGAAGGCGGCUUAUUAAGGAGGUUGCCGUCUCAAAGAAAGGACUGUUUUGCCUGUUUUCUUUCCAUCUAUAUGGGCUUUCCUGGCGUCCAAUGAUGCUGGUAGCUUCGAUGACACUGUCCCACCAUCUCGUCCUCCAUUGUCCCCUUCUCCUUGUGCCCUCCAUCUUUCCCAACAUCAGGGUCUUUUCCAGGGAGUCUUCUCUUCUCAUGAGGUGGCCAAAGUCUUGGAGCCUCAGCUUCAGGAUCUGUCCUUCCAGUGAGCACUCAGGGCUGAUUUCCUUCCGAAUGGAGAGGUUUGAUCUUCUUGCAGUCCAUGGGACUCUCAAGAGUCUCCUCCAGCACCAGAAUUCAAAAGCAUCCAUUAUUUGGCGAUCAGCCUUCCUUAUGGUCCAGCUCUCACUUCCGUACAUCACUAUUGGGGAAACCAUAGCUUUAACUAUACGAUAUAUCUGCUUAGCUUAGCUUAACUUUGUGAAAUCAGUCUACAGAUAUCAAUAAAUGAAGGGUUCAAAAUGCCUCCGCGCUCACUGCAGUUUCUCUCUCUUCUCCCCACAGUACAAGCAAGUCGAGCAGUAUAUGUCUUUCCACAAGCUUCCUGCCGACUUCCGACAGAAAAUCCACGAUUACUAUGAGCACCGCUACCAAGGCAAGAUGUUCGAUGAGGACAGCAUUCUUGAGGAACUGAACGAGCCUCUGAGAGAGGUAAGAGUUGUCUUUGGACCCCGGGGAAAAAGAGGCCAGCUUGUGAAAUGGGUUAUGGUUACGGUUUAAAGGCUGGCUUUUUAAACUGGGGUGGCGCUGUGGGUUAAACCACAGAGCCUAGGACUAGCUGAUCAGAAGGUUGGCGGUUCGAAUCCCCGCAAUGACGGGGUGAGCUCCCAUUGCUCGGUCCCUGCUCCUGCCCACCUAGCAGUUCGAAAGCACGUCAAAGUGCAAGUAGAUAAAUAGGUACCACUCCGGCGGGAAGGGAAACAGCGUUUCUGUGCGCUGCUCUGGUUCGCCAGAAGCGGCCUAGUCCUGCUGGGCACAUGACCCAGAAGCUGUACGCCGGCUCUCUCGGCCAAUAAAGCGAGAUGAGCACCGCAACCCCAGAGUCGUCCGCAACUGGACCUAACGGUCAGGGGUCCCUUUACCUUUACUAAUAAUUAUAAAUAGCAGAAUGUAGGCACCCUAUAUAUAGAAAGGAGCAAACCAGGGAUAUUUUAGGGAGCAGGCUAGCAGGCGGGCCCCAUGACUUACAUCACAGGAGCCUACACAAAGCAAUGUUGCUGGAUGUAGGAUUUAUUUUAUUUGUUUUUUAUCUUACAUUUUGGAAAUGUACGUCUUGUUGUUGUUUUUUCCUUAAAUUUUUUUGGGGGCCCCCAAGAGAGUGGGGCCCAAAGCUAUAGCUUGUUUAGCUUAUAAAUAGCAGAAUGUAGGCAACCUAUGAAAAGGGACGCGGGUGGUGCUGUGGGUUAAACCACAGAGCAUAGGGCUUGCUGAACAGAAGGUUGGUGGUUUGAAUCCCUGCGACUGGGUGAGCUCCCGUUGCUCGGUCCCUGCUCACCGCCCACUGUUCCUUUUCCUGCCCUUCUCCCCAGGAGAUUGUCAACUUCAACUGCCGCAAACUGGUGGCCUCCAUGCCUCUCUUCGCCAACGCUGACCCCAACUUCGUCACCGCCAUGUUGACGAAGCUCAAGUUUGAGGUCUUCCAGCCAGGCGACUACAUCAUCCGGGAGGGCACCAUUGGCAAGAAGAUGUAUUUUAUCCAGCACGGUGUGGUCAGUGUCCUCACCAAGGGCAACAAGGAGAUGAAACUCUCAGACGGCUCCUAUUUUGGAGGUGAGGCUCAGGGUCUAAAAUAUAGGGCAUGGGGGGUUGUCAUUUCCUCUCCCUAAAUGUUGUUUAGUCGUUUAGUCGUGUCCGACUCUUCGUGACCGCCUGGACCAGAGCACGCCAGGCCCUCCUGUCUUCCACUGCCUCCCGCACUUUGGUCAAACUCAUGCUGGUAGCUUUGAGAACACUGUCCCACCAUCUCGUCCUCUGUCGUCCCCUUCUCCUUCUGCCCUCCAUCUUUCCCAACAUCAGGGUCUUUUCCAGGGAGUCUUCUCUUCUCAUGAGGUGGCCAAAGUCUUGGAGCCUCAGCUUCAGGAUCUGUCCUCCCAGUGAGCAUUCAGGGCUGAUUUCCUUCCGAAUGGAGAGGUUUGAUCUUCUUGCAGUCCAUGGGACUCUCAAGAGUCUCCUCCAGCACCAAAAUUCAAAAGCAUCCAUUCUUUGGCGAUCAGCCUUCUUUAUGGUCCAGCUCUCACUUCCAUACAUCACUAAUGGGAAAACCAUAGCUUUAACUAGACGGACCUUUGUUAGCAAGGUGAUGUCUCUGCUUUUUAAGAUGCUGUCUAGGUUUGCCAUCGCCUUUCUCCCAAGGAACAGGCGUCUUUUAAUUUCCUUAAAUGAGGUCCCUAUAAAUAGCCCCAGGGAGAGAGGGGAAGGGAUUCAAAGCUUGCUUCUCACCCUAUGAUUUUAUUAUUCCUUCUCCAGCAUGCCAGCCACGAAUGCAACUGCACUGAACCCUUGUUUUUUGUGGGGAGGGGGGUUGUUCCUAAUUCCCCCCCCCUGCAAUUUGGCAUUGACUACGUUGACAAGCACCCACAAAGGCCAAAUCAAAGCUCCCUAGACUGUAUCGUCCCCCCCCCCCCAAAAUGCAGAUAGAGUCUCCAUUUCAGCAUCGACAUCCCAGCUCUCGUUUCCUGGGAAACAGCAGGGAAACCAUGGCUUGCAAAAACGGUGUAAAAUAAAAAAAUAAAGCAGGAACUAAACAUGGAUGAUAUGGACAGGGAAUUUGAACUUCACAACUCACCCCCCCCAACAAAAAUACUAUGACCAGUUCCUUCCUUGUCUCCACCCCCUUCUCAUCCUGGGCAAGUGACUCACAUUUAAUGCCAUAAUGCCAGGGGGACAAAUUAACUUCCUUCCGCAGGGCCUGUAAGACAGAGCUAUUCCGCCUGGCUUUCAAUCUGAACUUGGCCUGAUCUUUUAUUCCCCUUCAUUCCCUCCCUCUCCCCUUUUUAUGAAGAUUACCCGCUCUGGGAUCCCACAGCUAAUUCUCCCCUGGUCUCCUCACUGGCCCAAGUAGGACUAAUUUAGCCAGCUAGCCCUGGCGAUCAUCUAAUGUUUAUUGGAUGGAUUCCCCCCCAAAUUGAUUUUUACUUCUCAAUUUAUUCGGAAUUUAUUUUUCGAAAUUUAUUUGAAUUUAUUUUUAAUUCUGAAUUUUUAUUUUAUGCUGUUUUUGGUUGCGUCAAUUAAGUGUUUUAAAUUUGUUGUUAGCCGUCCUGAGCCCGGGAAGGGCAGGGUAUAAAUAAAAAUGUCUUAUUAUUAUUAUUUAUUACCUUCUAGGCAGGGUAGAUAAAAAUCAAUUAUUUUUUUAAAUUAAAAAAAAUGGAUCUAAAAAUGUUAACCAUUUCCUCCUGCAUCUUUUAUAAUAAUCUAAAUCCAUUGUAUCCAAAAUUCACCAUUACACUACGAGCGUCGUUCCACCCCUACUAACGAUUCUAACUGCUUACGAUGGUUUUUAAGAUGAAUUAUAAAUUUUCCACAUUUAAUAAUAAUAAUAAUAAUAGAAUGUGGAAAAUUAAAAUAUUAUUAUUAUAUGUAAUAUAAAUCUUUUGCCCUUUUACUAAAGAUAUAAAUCUUUCCCCCUUUUAUUAAAUUAUUAUUAUUAUUAUUAUUAUUAUUACUACUACUACUACUACUACUUAUACCCCACCCAUCUGGCUGGGUUUCCCCAGCCACUCUGGGCAGCUCCUAACAUAUUAUCCAAAACACAAUAAAACAUCAAACAUUAAAAACUUCCCUAAACAGGGCUGCCUUUGUAUGCCUUCUAAAAGUCAGAUAAUUUUGGUUUUCCCGAUUACUGAUUCUUCCGGUCCUUUUUGCCAUUUCGGCGUAAAUCCAUCGACUUAAUCUGCCAUUCUGCGAUUCCUGGACCUUUUCCAAUUUUACAGUAAGUUUUUUGAGGUGAUACGGUGUCAUAGCUGUCAACCGUCUCUUAUUUGGCGGGAAAGUCCUUUAUCCCAGUGCCGCAUCCCGCUGCUGUCCCUUAUUGAUGAUGUCCCUUAAAUUUCCCGGGUUUCAAAGGAAGCAGCUCCUCUCCCUCCCUCCCUGCUGGCCAGGGAGGAGGGAGGCUCCAACUGUGUUGCUUGGCUGUGUUGCUCACCCAAUAAGGAGCCUAAGAACGACUGGGGGGUGGAGCUUGCAUGCCUUGUGCCGAUCAAAUCGGCCGCGUUGCCUGGGGACUCGCCUUUGCUCAGCGCUUCCCAGCGGAGAGGUGACGGUGGUUUUCCUUGCUGCAUCCCCUUGCCGGGUUGCUGCGCUGUGGGAACCACCGCUUGAGGCUUCGUUUGGCUGCUGGCUGGGCUUUCUGCCUUUGGCUCGGAGGGGCUCAGAAGUUGAACAUACCUGUGCUUGGAAAAUCCCUUAUUUUGGCUGCUGAUCCCUUAUUUCCGAGGCUGCUGGUCCCUUAUUUUCAAAUCUGUAAGUUGACAGCUAUGUACGGUGUGGUGGGGUUUUAUUCCCUUGGCGGGGGUUGCGACCGAAAUCCGUGUUGCCUGUGUGUGUUUGUGUGCUGGAAAAAAAAAGCUUUUCCCCUAUCUUGCCUUGCAGAAAUCUGCUUGCUGACCAGAGGCCGGCGUACCGCCAGCGUCAGAGCAGACACGUACUGCCGCCUCUACUCCCUCUCGGUGGACAACUUCAACGAAGUCUUGGAGGAAUAUCCCAUGAUGAGACGAGCUUUCGAAACAGUCGCCAUCGACCGCCUGGACCGCAUAGGUAUUUUGUGGGGUCCCCCACCCCAUGGGGGAAAUUCUGCCCCAUUCCUCGACUUCAGAAGGGAUAGUAGAGCCUUGGCAGACUACUAAUAAUUAUAAAUAGCAGAAUGUAGGCAUCCUGUAUAUAGAAAGGAGCAAACCAGUGAUAUUUUAGGGAGCAGGCGGGACCCAUGACUUACCGUAUUUUUUGCUCUAUAAGACUCACUUUUUCCCUCCUAAAAAGUAAGGGGAAAUGUGUGUGCGUCUUAUGGAGCGAAUGCAGGCUGCACAGCUAUCCCAGAAGCCAGAACAGCAAGAGGGAUUGCUGCUUUCACUGCGCAGCGAUCCCUCUUGCUGUUCUGGCUUCUGAGAUUCAGAAUAUUUUUUCUUGUUUUCCUCCUCCAAAAACUAGGUGCGUCUUGUGGUCUGGUGCGUCUUAUAGAGCGAAAAAUACGGUACAUCCUAGGAGCCUGCACAACCAUAGCUGUUAACUUUUCCCUUUUCUUGCGAGGAAUCCUAUUCGGAAUAAGGGAAUUUCCCUUAAAAAAAGGGAAACGUUGACAGCAAUGUACACAACACAAAACACUGUUGCUGGAUGUAGGUUUUAUUUUAUUUGUUUUUUAUCUUAUAUUUUGGAAAUGUACAUCCAGAGUUUUUUCCAAAGGGCCCCUCUAUUCUAGCAUCUUGCCCUUGAUCAGAAUCAGAAUUGUAGAGUCGGAAGGGACCCCGUGAGGCAUCUAGUCCAGCCCCCUGCAGUGCAGGAAUCUUUCACCCAACCUGGGGCUCGAACCCACAACCUUGAGAUUAUUGGAAGAGCUUUGGUGGGUCAGGCCAGUGGCCCGCCACCCUUGUCCGGCAGCCUGACCAACCAGAUCAGAAAAAGUCUCCACGGGAUUCGAACACAAGACUCUCCCCGCUUGCGGUUUCCGGCAGUACCACUUUUUGCACCACUGAGAGUGAUGAUGAUGAUGAUCAUCUUCAUCUUCUUUGGCGAUCACUGGUAGCCGAGUUUGUCUUCCAUAAACACGGUUUUAACAGUGAGUCCGUAAGUGACUGUGGAGGCCAAUUCUGGAUCCCCACGUCCUUCCACAGUGGGGACAUUGGUUUCCAGGUGGGAGUUGAUCCCGGUGUGGAUUUGCCAAGCGUGCCUUCCUCUUAGCACGUUUCUCCCUUGCGUCUUGAGUUCGAGUGUCUUCAAAGCCCAUGACAUCUUUGGUAAAGGCUGUUCUCUAACUGGAGCGCUCGCAGGCCAGUGUUUCCCAGUUGUCGGUGUUUAUACUACAUUUUUAAAGAUUUGCCUUGAGAGGGCCUUUAAACCUUGACCGUCAGCAUGAUGCUUUCCAUUUUUAAGUUCGGAAUACAGGAGCUGCUUUGGAAGACGAAAAUCAGGGAUCCGAACGACAUGACCAAUGAGAGACAAUGGCUCUUAAAGUGAACCAUUCACAGUGGGAUCAGGUGUUAAACAGGAUAUUUAAAAGAUGAAGAAGUAGGAUUUGCGAGAAGCGAGGUGACAGGGAACCAGGCAGAGGGCCUUCUCGGUGGUGGCUCCUGCCCUGUGGAACGCCAUCCCACCAGAUGUCAAGGAAAUAAACCACUAUCUGACAUUUAGAAGACACCUGAAGGCAGCCCUGUUUAGGGAAGUUUUUAAUGUUUGAUGUUUUAUCGUGUUUUUAAUAUUCUGUUGGGAGCCGCCCAGAGUGGCUGGGGAGGCCUGGCCAGAUGGAUGGGGUACAAAUAAAAAAAUCAGUAUUAUUUUGUGUUAUCGCCCCAACUCUAUUCAUUAUUUUCAUUGCCAUGAUCCUACACUUUGUCCAAUCAAAAGAUCCCAUCAACGGCGUCUCCGAGAAAUUGUACACAACCCUUGGGAAGACAGGUGAACUAAUGCCAGUGUACUGGAAGAAGCAAUGAUUCUCCAACAACAACUUUGUUGGACUGGUCAUGGUUUUCGGAUGCCUGAUUAUCGACUUCCAAAGCAACUCCUCUAUUCUGAACUUUAAAAUGGGAAGCGUAACGCUGGUGGUCAACAAAAGAGGUUUAAAGACUGUCUCAAGGCAAAUCUUAAAAAAUGUAGUAUAAACACCGGCAACUGGGAAACACUGGACUGCAAGCACUUCAACAUCAAUGAUAAUUGACUUCGAAGUUAAAUCCUUCGAAGACAGAGGUCCUUUGGCUGGGUCGGGAUGAUAUGGGAUUGGAGGGGCAACUCCCAUCUCUUGCGGGGGCGCAAUUAGUGCCAGCGCCGUCCAUUAAGAGUUUGGGUAUAAUCUUUGACACCUCCCUUUCCAUGGAGGCGCAGAUUGUAGCUAUAACAAAGGUGGCAUUUUUUAAUCUCCGCCAAGCUAAGCAGUUGGCUCCUUACCUCUCUCACCCUGACCUAGCCACUGUGAUCCACGCGACGGUCACCUCCAGACUGGAUUAUUGUAACUCGCUCUACGCAGGGCUGCCCUUGAGACUGACCCAGAAACUUUAGCGGGUGCAGAAUGCCGCGGCGAGACUCCUUACAGGGUCCUCGCUGCGAGAUCACAUUCACCCGGUGCUAUACCAGCUGGCCACGUGACCCGGAAGUGUCUCCGGACAGCGCUGGCCCCCGGCCUCUUAAGUGAGAUGGGCGCACAACCCUAGAGUCGGACACGACUGGCCCGUACGAGCAGGGGUACCUUUACCUUUACCUUUAUACCAGCUGCACUGGCUCCCGGUGGAGUACAGGAUCAGGUUUAAGGUGCUGGUUUUAACCUUCAAAGCCCUAUACGGCCUAGAACCCUUGUACCUACGGGACCGCCUCUCCUGGUAUGUCCCACAGAGGGACCUACGAUCUUCAAACAAAAACAUCUUGGCGGUCCCAGGCCACAGAGAGGUUAGGCUGGCCUCAACCAGAGCCAGGGCCUUUUUGGCUGUGGCCCCGAUCUGGUGGAACGCUCUGUCACAAGAGACUAGGGCGCUGCGGGACUUGACAUCUUUCCGCAGGGCCUGCAAGACAGAGCUGUUCCACCAGGCCUUUGGCCAGGGCACAGCCUGACUCCCUCCUUUGGCGAUCUUCACAGAACUCUAGCCCAAUGGUUGCCAUCAAUUUGAUUUGAAUUAAUUUUAUAAUGAAAUGAUUUUAGAAUGUUGUAUUAUUUUAUUGUUGUUAGCUGCCCUGAGCCUGGCUUCGGCUGGGGAGAGCGGGAUAUAAAUAAAAAUUUUUUAUUAUUAUUAUUAUUAUUAUUAUUGUUGUUGUUGUUGUUUUUUAAAUUAAUAUUUAUUGAAGUUUCACAAAGAAUAAAAUCACAUUGAUAAAAAAGAAAAAUCUGAAAAUAAAGAAGAGUUGGUGGAAGAAGAUUGGAAGAAAUUUAAAGAUUAUUUACAGAAAUAUUGCAAAAUUAAUGAAUGUUAGAGUGAUGUUGGAUUGAAGUUAACUGGCUUCUAGCUGUACAGGCUUCAAAGUUAUAAAUAUAUCAAGAUUAAGGAUUAGGAUUAAAAAGGUUAAAAGAAUGGAAAAAUUGGUUUUUAAUAGGUAAAAACUUAAUGUUACAAUAUAUUAAGAUUAAGGAUUGGGAUUAAAAAGGAGGGAAAGAAAUUGCUGGACUAACAAACUGAAUUGGAAUACAAAAGAGGGAGGUAUGAGGAAGUCUGGGAAACAAGUAAAUCUAAAAAAAGUUAUGAAAAGACGGAAUUGUUUUUAACUGUUUUUCUUUUUUCAUUUAUCUUUUUGUAUUUUGUAUUUUGUAUUAUUAUUAUUAUUGUUGUUGUGUUGUUGUUUUGUUGUUGUUGUUGUUAAUAAUAUUAUUAUUAUUAUUAUUAUUAUUAUUAUUAUUAUUUUUAUUAUGCUAUAAUGUUGACCCUCUCUCCUUUGCCCCCUCUCCCCGCCAGGCAAGAAGAACUCCAUCCUGCUGCACAAAGUCCAGCACGACCUCAACUCGGGCGUCUUCAACAACCAGGAGAACGAGAUCAUACAAGAGAUCGUCCGCUACGACCGUGAGAUGGUGCAACAGGCAGAACUCCAUCAUCACGCGGCCAUGUUUGCCCCAGCGCCCCAGCCCCAGGUGACGUCGGCCAUCGCCACGCUCCAGCAGGCCGUGGCCAUGAGUUUCUGCCCGCAGAUGGCCAGCCCGUUGGUGGGGCCCUUGGGACUGGGCUCCCCGCGCAUGGUGCGCCGGCUGCAGUACCAAGGCGCCGUCCCGGGGCCCUUCGCCAUCUCGCCGGCCCUGCUGCAGCAACACCAGCAGCUCAACCUGCAGCAGCAACAACAACAGCAGCAACAGCAGCAGCAACAACAACACGGCGCGCCGCAGCCGCCACAGCGUCCGCCGCAGCAGCAGCCUCCCGCCCCCUUCCCCGCCGUGGCGCCCAGGCCGCCCGUCCAAAGCCCCCUGGCCAGCCGGACGUUCCCCUAUGGCGGCGCCAAAGGCCAGUCGGGCUCCCAGCUCUCGCUGACUCAGCAGAAGGCGCCCGGCUCGCCGCAGCGGCUAGCGGCGCACAAAAGCACGCAGGCGCUCCCCACCAGCAGCCUGAGCCAGGAGACGCGCCCGCUCUCGGCCUCGCAGCCGUCGCUGCCACACGGCGUCUCUCAGACCAUGGGCCAAAGCCCGCCGCCGUCCGCCGGCGAGUCCUCUUCCUCCAUUGCGGCGGGGCAAGGCCAAGGGGCGUCCCCGGCCUCCUCUUCCCCCUCGCCGGCCCCCUCUGCCCAGAGCCCUGGAGGUACGCCCCGGGGGGCUGCGCCUCCGCCCCGCGGGGGCCUGCCCCACCCGGUGCCCGUGGGCUCCCCUACGCCGCCGCCGCCGCCAGCGGACUCGGGCGGCACCCGCAAGGACUCUGCCAUUAGCACGCCCGACACGGACCCAGCAAAAUCCAGGCUUCCUUCCAACUUGUGA